Molecule: messenger RNA, 1839 nt
Organism: Brettanomyces nanus
Lineage: Eukaryota; Fungi; Ascomycota; Pichiomycetes; Pichiales; Pichiaceae
Exons: 1
Coding region: 1-1839 (612 amino acids)
Source: RefSeq, a predicted model, not a curated record
AUGGAGACUGAAGGCAGUGACAGUUCUGAAAAGGAGAAGAGCGGCGAGGAUUCAAGUACUCUCGAAAAGGAAGCUGAAGUCCCGGCUUCUCCGGUACCUGGUACUGGAAGCUCCAGCCAUGAUAGCUCUGGAGUAGCUAGUGAUGCGGAUUCAGAUAGUUCUAGUGCUGUUGAUAACUUUUUUGCCGAGGUGAGUGGCGAACGACAGGAAACAUCCCUAGAUGGAGUGUCUGAAAGCUCUGUUCAAGCGACCUCCACGGUAGCGAACAUUCCCUCACGUACGCAAGAUCUUGAGAAGAGUAUUGAGAUUGAGGUGCCAGAAGUGUUGAAUGGAACGGCGGAAGAAGGUUCCAAAGGCAAUUCCGAAAAGGCGAUCUCUAAACCCAAUCGUAAAAUAUCACCAAUGCAUCAUGAAUAUCAUGAGGAAUCAUCCAAGAUUUCUUCUAGCUCGACGCCAAGCGGAGAAAGCACUCCUAUAGUGAGUUCGGAUUCUUCCGAUGAAGAGGUGUUUACUUCAGAAACUCCACAGAUCCUCCCAGAGGCUUCCGAUGGUCAUGUGGCUACUGAAGCAAGCGAGGUUGGUGCUAAUUCUCAAGAAAGCACGGGUGACAAAAGUUCUGCCAAUCAUUCUAAUGGGUCGAUUGAUGAGUCUCCUUUAAACGUUCUUGCAAGCCCUACAAUUGUCCAUGAAGGUUCCGCUAAUAUAUUACAGAGCCCCAAUUCCUCCACUCCUUCUUAUAACCCUCCACUGGCUCUUCCUGAUACUCCCAAGAGUACUGAAAGUACUGAAGACCCAGAUUUCGCUGAAACACUUGUUCCUUCUAGAAAUCGGGAGUCUUCUGGUGCAACGGGACAUGCACAGGCUUCCGACCACAAUACAGAUUAUAGCCCUACUUCUUCGCCAAAAAUAACUGCUAAAACUUCUGGGAGCUCUGAUGAUUCAGAUAACGAUACUUCAUUUGAGGAAGAGUACGAUGAGUAUAUUGCCCUUAAGAAAGAGCUUGUUGAGUUAAAGAAGCAGCUUCUCGAUAAAAUAUCACAGCUAGAAGAUGAAAAGAAAUCAGAAGACUUCAAUAUGGACAAGUAUUUAGAACACUGCCAGCUACUCAAUGACUAUACAAAUUUACCGUCGUUUGAUUUCGAGAAGAGACUCAAAUUGAUCAAAAUGUUUUAUCCUAAUAUGAACAUUGUUGAUGUUUCACGACAUAAAGAUGUUGAAACCUCUAAUCAGUCGUUGUCAUUCACUAUAUCCUUUAUCAGACUAGCCAGUUUCCGUGUUCAAAUUGUUUUCGAUAAAUCAGAUGAAAAAGUGAUGAAUCUCAGUUUGUCCAAAACUGGAUCCUUGAAUAUCACUACGGAAUAUGACCAGAUAGAGAAAUUGAUUAAGUACUGUGAAGCGCAGAAGGAUGUAUCUCUGUUCAUCUAUGCUCUCAACUCUUAUAUUCACCUUUUCAAGUGCAGAUCGCAACUAUGGAUGGACUUGUUUGCGAAAUACUUUGAAGAAUCCGUAUCCAUAAAUGGAUACACCAAAGUUGAGGCAGAGGGUAAAAAUACACGUUUGUUAGCGUACGCUUUGCUUAGAUCUUCUUCCUCGUUCGAGUUGACUAAGGAGAAGAAGGAAAUUGUGUUCCACUGGGACUUCUUCUUUCCUAUGGGCGAAAACUAUAAUGAAACCAUUGUAGGAGACUGCCAAUCGGAGAUGAAAUGCUUUGUAUUCGUAGAGAGUGAAAAUGGGAAAGACGAUGCCGUACUCGACUUGACAGAAACUUUGAAAGGAUUGGUCAAGUCAGAUGGUACGUAUAAAGGAUUUUCCAGGCUAAUUGAAAGUAUGCUAGUGUGA